Messenger RNA from Acanthosepion pharaonis, 645 nucleotides. The record is from the annotation of a GenBank genome assembly. Lineage: Eukaryota; Metazoa; Mollusca; Cephalopoda; Sepiida; Sepiidae.
AUGAGCGGGGAACGUGAAGUUAAAACUGGAAAAAUUUCUAUUUCCAAGACAUCUUUUCUGAAGGCAAAGACCUGGAUUGGUCGAUGCUGCACAUUGUAUGACAAGACAAAUACAUCACCAGCCAAACUUCAGCUCACAGACGAAAACAACCCUGGUACAGAGUUGAAGACUUUUAUUCUUGAAGAUGUUAGCACCAUACAGAAAAAGAUAUGCAAAUCUAAGAGCUGUCAAGUUGAAAUUAAUUGGCGGAAGGAGAAAUUUUCAUUUCUCGUUGACAGUGAACAGGAAGCAAACAGUUGGAUUGACCAUUUGAACCAUGUGACAGGCUUGGACAAGAAGGCCAACAAAAAGAUCUCUGCAGAAAACUUGUCUAUUUCAAGUUUAGUCAGUGAUGACACAGAGAUUUUUGUCAAUAAUACUGAAUACCAGUCUCUUGACAUGUGGACAUAUGAUGUUGAGAUGACCGAUACAGACGCUUCUUUACGCUGUCAACUGAUAACUAACCAAGAAGAAAACCUGUAUGAAGAAGCGGCACCAUUUACUGAUGAGAGAAAUGCCUGUGGAGGAAAAUUGCUUCCGGUUCCUGUAGUCAUGACCCAGAAACCUUUUAUGGAACCUACAACAAUAGAUGAUGGAUACAGAUGA